Chinchilla lanigera (long-tailed chinchilla) is the source of this 2386-nucleotide messenger RNA. RefSeq names its product RUN and FYVE domain containing 1 (gene Rufy1). Lineage: Eukaryota; Metazoa; Chordata; Mammalia; Rodentia; Chinchillidae. The record is from RefSeq and is a predicted model, not a curated record. Gene Ontology annotation, molecular function: metal ion binding. Gene Ontology annotation, biological process: regulation of endocytosis; protein transport. Gene Ontology annotation, cellular component: cytoplasm.
GCGUCCCCGCCGCCGCGCGCUUUCCCAGCUCCGCGAGGAGAGCUGAGCCGGGCGGCGCGGCGCGCUAAGGCAGCCAAGCAGCGCCCGCCCGCGCCCUCCAAAAGCCAGAUGAUGGAGGAGCGCGCCAACCUGAUGCACAUGAUGAAACUCAGCAUCAAAGUCUUGCUGCAGUCUGCCCUGAGCCUGGGCCGCAGCCUGGACGCGGACCACGCCCCCUUGCAGCAGUUCUUUGUGGUGAUGGAGCACUGCCUCAGACACGGUCUGAAAGUUAAGAAGAGUUUUAUUGGCCAAAAUAAGUCUUUCUUUGGUCCUUUGGAGCUGGUGGAGAAACUUUGUCCAGAAGCCUCAGAUAUAGCUACUAGUGUCAGAAAUCUGCCAGAAUUAAAGACUGCAGUGGGGAGAGGCCGAGCUUGGCUCUAUCUGGCCCUCAUGCAAAAGAAGCUGGCAGAUUAUCUGAAGGUGCUGAUAGACAAUAAGCAUCUCUUAAGCGAGUUCUACGAGCCUGAGGCGCUGCUCAUGGAGGAAGAAGGGUCGGUGCUCGUCGGGCUGCUGGUGGGACUCAAUGUCCUCGAUGCCAACCUCUGCCUAAAAGGGGAAGACUUGGAUUCCCAGGUUGGAGUAAUCGAUUUCUCCCUCUACCUUAAGGAUGUACAGGAUCUUGAUGGUAGCAAAGAGCACGAGAGGAUCACUGACGUCCUUGAUCAGAAGAACUACGUGGAAGAGCUCAACCGGCACUUGAGCUGCACCGUUGGGGAUCUUCAGACCAAGAUCGAUGGCUUGGAGAAGAUGAACUCAAAGCUUCAAGAAGAGCUUUCAGCUGCAACAGACAGGAUCUGUUCGCUUCAGGAAGAACAGCAGCAGCUGAGAGAACAGAACGAGUUGAUUCGGGAGCGGAGUGAGAAGCACGUGGAGAUAACCAAACAGGACACCAAAGUUGAGCUGGAGACGUACAAGCAGACCCGGCAGGGGCUGGACGAGAUGUACAGCGACGUGUGGAAGCAGCUGAAGGAGGAGAAGAAAGUGCGGCUGGAACUAGAAAAAGAACUGGAAUUACAAAUCGGAAUGAAAACUGAAAUGGAAAUCGCCAUGAAGUUACUAGAAAAGGACACCCACGAGAAGCAGGACACGCUCAUCGCCCUGCGCCAGCAGCUGGAAGAGGUCAAAGCGAUCAAUCUGCAGAUGUUCCACAAAGUCCAGAAUGCAGAGAGCAGUUUACAACAGAAGAACGAAGCCAUCACAUCCUUUGAGGGCAAGACCAGUCAAGUUCUGUCCAGCAUGAAAGAGAUGGAGGAACGGUUACAGCACUCGGAGAGGGCAAGACAGGGCGCGGAGGAGCGGAGCCACAAGCUGCAGCAGGAGCUCGGUGGCCGGGUCGGCGCCCUGCAGCGGCAGCUGUCACAGCUGCAUGAGCAGUGUUCAAGUUUAGAGAAAGAGCUGAAAUCAGAAAAAGAGCAAAGACAGGCUCUUCAGCGAGAACUACAACAUGAGAAAGAUACCUCCUCUCUGCUCCGGACAGAGCUACAGCAAGUCGAGGGACUAAAGAAGGAGCUGCGGGAGCUCCAGGAGGAGAAGACAGAGUUACAGAAGGUCUGUGGCGAGCAAGAGCAAGCGCUCCAGGAAAUGGGCCUGCACCUCAGCCAGUCCAAGCUGAAGAUGGAAGACAUAAAAGAAGUAAACAAGGCCCUGAAGGGUCACACCUGGCUGAAAGACGACGAAGCAACGCACUGCAAGCAGUGUGAAAAGGAGUUCUCCAUAUCCCGGAGAAAGCACCACUGCCGAAACUGUGGCCACAUCUUCUGCAACACCUGCUCCAGCAAUGAGCUGGCCCUGCCCUCCUACCCGAAGCCGGUGCGGGUGUGCGACAGCUGCCACACCCUCCUGCUGCAGCGCUGUUCCUCUACUGCCUCCUGAGGCCGCCCUCCUGGCCACCGCUGCCGGUCCACAGGGCAGCCUCUAGUACCGUGCCAAACUCUGGGUCUCCGGGCUCACCAGGGCAUGCGGGGGACAUGCUUCCACAUGGCCAAGUGGACUCAGCCCUGCCGGCCCCAGCGCCCGGGAAGCCCAGUGGGUGGGCAGCGCCUCCCGUGCCUGCGGGAGCUCGCCCUUGGCUGCACUGCCCCCUCGCUUGGGUACAGCACUGGCUCCGAUCCAGAUGUGACUUCCUGGUUUUGCUACUACCACUUUUCACUUUUCAGAGAAUAAACCUAUUUUGCAGCAGGUGAACUAGCUUAAGAAUCAGGUUUUCUCUUCCCCACCGUGUGUCACAACUUGCACAUCAGGUCUGUUGGGGCCUUUUGUGCCUUAAGAGGCAAGAGAUCUGACCUUCCCUCGAGGGAAGGGCUCCCUCCUCCAGCCCUCCACCCAGAAAUAAAUGCCUUUAUUUUCA